CAUAAGAACAAUCCUUUUCCUGUAAUGUCCCGACACAUUUCCCCCCUUACAUGGACUGUUCCCAACAGAGUCCCCCCUUACAUGGACUGUACUCCUGGGAGUGCUCCAUUACAUGCAGUGUUCCCAUCGUGUGCCCCCUUACAUGGAUUGUUCCCAUUGGAGUGCCCCCUUACAUGGACUGUCCUCAUCAGAGUGCCCCCUUACAUGGAUUGUUCACAUCGGAGUGCCCCAUUACAUGCAGUGUACCCAUCAGAGUGCCCCCUUAUAUGGACAGUUCCCAUCGUAGUGCCCCCUUACAUGCAGUGUUCCCAUUGGAGUGCCCCC
This is a messenger RNA of Staurois parvus, 324 nucleotides long. The record is from the annotation of a GenBank genome assembly. NCBI's taxonomy places the organism in Eukaryota, Metazoa, Chordata, Amphibia, Anura, Ranidae.